Botrytis cinerea B05.10 is the source of this 4052-nucleotide messenger RNA. RefSeq names its product Bcfre7 (gene Bcfre7). Lineage: Eukaryota; Fungi; Ascomycota; Leotiomycetes; Helotiales; Sclerotiniaceae. Gene Ontology annotation, molecular function: ferric-chelate reductase activity. The transcript has a single exon. The coding region runs from base 993 to 3797 and encodes 934 amino acids. Gene Ontology annotation, cellular component: plasma membrane. Gene Ontology annotation, biological process: intracellular iron ion homeostasis; copper ion import; iron ion transport. The record is from RefSeq and is a predicted model, not a curated record.
GAGUACUUCCCUUCGUUCUCUGUUGGGCAUGAAGAAACAUUGCAAUCAGUGGGAUCUAACAACCUCCGUUCAGGUAUUGUUGUUAUUAACUCCUCAGAUCAUCUACGCACGUCCUUAACAUUCUUCCCUCUGUAUAUCAUUUAUUAGGCGGGAAUCACUUGCAUGAUAUUCGAUAACGGAAACCGCGGCACCUUCCUAGAUAAAGACAGGCAUAUCCGUUUUGGGGUCCAAAUCCUGGACUCGCCGCCAUCAUCCUGGGGGUGGUACGACCAAUGCCAAUAUAGAACAGGCCGCAAUUUCUGCCAACAAUUACCAACAUUAUACACUACGUUCUAUCAAUUUCACAUCGCCACCCAUCACAUCAAAGUAUAAGGAAAUUCAAGAUCCUCACCUUGAUUUUGCUAACUCUUUCUGUCCCUGAACGCCAUUUGGUCCCGGGUGUGCGCAUACUUCGAGGUGACCGGAUGCAAUAAAUCAGUGGUUGCAGGUGAUAAGGUGACAGAUUUACUCCACCUGCAGGAACAUUGUGGACCUUGGCAUACUAAUUAUCGGGCAUUCCCCACACCGAUAAUCUUGUGAUAUUUCAAUAUAUCUUGCCCUCCAAGGCUUUACCCGGAGGACUGUAUAGACUUGUCGUGUCUCGCUUUCGUGGAGAUCUAUCUUAACGUUUCAUCAUUACUAUCACCCGUUCAAAACUUCUGCGUCUCUUGAGAAGUCUGGAAUUUCUCUUCAGGUAGCAAAUUCAACAUCUUUGAGACGCACCGACUUAGAUAAAUAACAUUACACUUUGCAAGACUCGAUGUUCGUCAUAUAUGCUAGAUUCAUCGAUUUGGGGUCUCGACCGUUUUGAAUUUGAUCUGUCAAGUCCUUUGAACAUACGCUGCUCGGACAAGUGUAGGUCGACAUAUAUCGAGUCUGAAGUGGAUAUUCUCGAUACAAGUCACCUAUUAUCUCGAUUUCUCUGGGAAACUUGAUCUACCUCCAGAUCUACAAUGGUUGAUCUUACAUCACAGGGAGUAUCUGCUGUAGGCGCUGCGUCUCAGGCCGUUCAGAGUCUCGCAAAACGGAUUUACAUCCCAUUCACGGCUACUAGCCCUCCUGGCUUGAUCGCAGCUAAUACGCUGGACCCAUGGAAUAAAGCUGGGAAGUACGCGCUGGCAUGGACUUACUUUCCAGUGGUUAUAGUCUGUCUAGUCGCAAUAACUAGAGCAUAUCAUCUUUGGACCGACAAGCUGCGACAAGCAUACCACAAAAAUGAGGUUGAGAAACAAUUGGUACGCUACUAUCAACAACAGCAAGAUGAAUAUACUAUGACGAAUAUUCACACUGGGGAAUCAGAACAGCAAUUCUUUCCUGCAACGACUCUUGACGAGAAGCCAUAUAUUGCUGUCACAAAAGGGUCGCAUUGGUCAUCAAUACCAUUGAUAAAUGACACAUUAGCAUUGUUUAGAUGGGUGUUCUAUCGUCCAAUUCCAGAACUCCGAUACAAGAAAAAGCUUGUCACUGCAUUCCCAUCCUUGGCGGUUGUCGCCUUGCUGAUAAUUGGCCUUAUUUUUGUAACACUCCAGUGUUUCUUACCCCAACCUCUCUAUUGGGAAAGCAUUCGCUAUGGAUCUCCCCCACUGGCUAUCAGAGCAGGCAUGAUGUCUGUGGCGAUGACCCCAUGGUUAAUCCUCACAGCCAUGAAGUCCAAUCUAAUCUCAUGGAUAACAGGAAUAGGCCAUGAUCGGCUUGGCGUCUUUCAUCGAUGGGGAGGCUACUUGUGUCUUUUCUUGGCUCUUGUGCACACGAUUCCCUUUUACAUACAACCUGUAUGGGAUGAUGGAGGAAUGACAGUUUUCGGAAAACUUUUCCCAGCCAGCCGUGGCAUUAUCUAUGGAACUGGAAUCGCUUGCCUGGUACCACUCGGAUGGCUCGUUAUUGGAUCCUUACCAAUCGUCCGAAGGCUCGCAUAUGAACUAUUUGUAGUUCUCCACAUCCCCGCAGCGGUAGUUUAUGUGGCCAUGCUGUUUUGGCAUACCAAUAACUAUCUUACUUCCUGGAACUACCUUUAUGCAACUGUUGCAAUUUGGGCUCUAGCUUAUCUUACACGUGUCGGUAAUUUGAACUGGGCAAAACCAUGGAGGAAUUCAUUUUUGAUUGGCGAUGAGGCUGCUAUCACGCUGAUGGCUGAGAACGCAAUUAAGGUGACCGUUCCAACACAAAUGACAUGGAGACCCGGUCAAUACAUCUAUCUCCGAAUGCCCGGAAUUUCUGUAUUUGAAAACCAUCCCUUUACUAUCUCUUCUCUUUGCAGUGAAGACUUCCCAUCCGAGUAUGGCGAGCAAUACAGAGAUUGUACUAUGGUAUUCAGACCAUUUGGGGGGUUUACUAAGAAAGUUCUCGAAACUGCUACUCACAAUGGCCCCUUCAAAACAUAUCGUGCUUACCUGGACGGGCCAUACGGCGGUAUGCAACGAGAACUUGCCGCAUUCGACACUGUCAUUCUGUUCGCUGGUGGGAGUGGUAUCACGGCAAUUGUUUCACAAUUACUAAAUUUAAUCAAAAGGAUGAGGGAUGGUAAGGCAGUCACUCAAAAGAUUGAAGUUGUGUGGGCAUUAAAGAGACUAGAAUCUAUGGAUUGGUUCAGAGAGGAGCUUAGAAUUUGCCGGGAAUAUGCACCUCCUGACACUAUCAAUUGUCAAUUUUUUGUAACGACUGCAAAGCGAUACUCAAAGAUAGACGUUGCCGGACGAGCUCAAAGACCACUAAGCACAGCAUUCCACGACAAAUUAGACGGUUUUGUGGCGGGUAUCGCGUCUAAAAGAAACUCGGCUCUCAUUCGUGAUGAAGCUCAAGGCAAUGAAGAAAGAGAAAGAGAGUUAAGAAGGGAGGAUGAAGAUGCUAUAACAUCAUUACCACACUCGAAACAUUUACAGCCAAGAGUACACCCUAAUGUACAAACUUCAUUUCCACCACCACCCACGACGGAGUCUAAGUCAAAAAACUCAGAAAAAAGACGUUCUCUUUUAGCAGCGCUCUCUCCAGAUUCUCACGAGGCCACUCGAAAAUUCUUGUCGCCACUAGGGUUGGCCACAAAACCACAAAGCGAUUCUAAAGAAUCAUUCCAUUUCCCAGUACCUCCACAACAGCUAGAUGCCCCUCAUUUUCAAUACGCUCCGCCCUCUGCGAAUCCCAACCGAGCUAGCUUUGUUCCUGAUACAGCACGCAAUAGUUACAAUCCUCAGGACCAUAUUGACGAUCCAGCAGAAGCAUAUAAUGCCGAGAUGCAAUCCUCAGAGGAAGGUCAACUCUCAGAUCAAUUCGCACCUCGAGAAUUUGCAUCUACACCGCCAGCAAAAGACCUGCCGAAGUUGUCAAGCGAGGUAGAAACUACGCCUUCUUUGAAGCCUCCACAACCCGCCCAUUUGCGGCAGAAGUCUGAGGAACUAAAGCUUCAAAUUCCAGAGUCAAAUUUUCAACAUAGCAUCCCAGAUCCAACCUUUGACUUCGGCUUCCCAUCAACACCUACCUUGUUCCAGAAGAAUCUGAUGCGUUUUGCUUUUGUUGCACCUAAGAAAAAGGAGGGUUGGACUACUGAAUAUGGUCGACCUGAUCUAGGAUACAUGUUGAAAGAGAUGGCUACCGGGGGACCUGACGGGCAUGGUAUCUUUGGGAGGAGAACAUGCGUUUUCGUUUGCGGUCCCCCUGAAAUGCGCAUCAAUGUAGCAACUACGGUGGCUAAGCUGCAAGCGGAUAUCUGGGGCGAUGACAGUAAAGACGAAAUUUUCUUACAUACGGAGAAUUAUGCCAUUUGAUUUGAUCCUGAUUGUGGGCAGGUUGAUUGUACGGAACGGACGAUCAUACGAUCAAUAUAUUUUUAACGGACGGCGGUGUUUGGGUCAACGGGAGAGGGCCAGAAUCCCAAUACAUCUUAUACCAAUGGCAUCAAGGCGGGCAUUUGUGGGCAUCUCUGCUUGGAGUGCACACGCAACUAUUAUUUGUAAUCUAUCACAGGCUCAUCAGUCGGCACUGUUUAUAAUCUCAAACAAUUAAUGAUCACAAACAACACA